ACAGUAGAACAUUGCAUUUGGAUUCAUUCGUACAUACUGACGAUAACUCAUUGACGAAAUUAUUAACAUCUUUGUUUUAAAUAUUGUUUAAAGAGUUUAAUGCACAUAAUUGAUCAUAAAUAAUUGCAAUUGCAUUGAUGAACACAGAGGAAGAAACAGUUCGGAAAAAUGUCGGCUGAUAUUGAAAAUGACUUGAAUUCGUCGCUCUCUAGCGCCAUUCGGAAAAAAGAAUACAAACAUCUUCUCGACGUCGGCGGCCAAGCGGCAGAAAAUGUUGAGGUCAAUUCAGUUGUUGAUAAUCUCAUUACACUUAAAGGUCUGCUAACAGAGUCGAACAAACUUGCUGCGCAAGGCGUGAUUACCGAUCGAAUUGGUCAGUCAGCUGAAGUUGUUCUUGAUGCUCAGGUGUGUAAAUUGGCAAGCGAUUUGAUGGGAACAACAGUUUCAAAGAUUGAAAACAAUGAAUUUUCUGACGAUGCAUUUGUGGCUGGAUUGACCGAAAGUGUUUUGGAUGAGAACAAUGUGUGUGAUUGGUCUAAAUGGGAUGAACACAUUGUUUGCUCGGCAAAAUUCUAUUGCUACAAGCCUUCAUUUUAUGGAGCAUUUGAUUUUGAUGAAGUCGCCACUUCAACGCAAAUACAAAAGGAACGAAAAGUACGACGCAAAGCCGAAGUGGGAAUUGAAAAACGACCAACAAACGUAACGGAGGCCGCUACCAAUCAAAGCGGACAUCCAAAAGUUGAUAUCGUUCUUAAUACCAUCAAAGAUAUUUACAAAAAGAAUGGUAGGAAGCCAAUUCCAUACUUUCAAUUGGUAAUUGAUCCCACCAACAUGAUGUACACAUUUGACAACACAUUCCAACUGUCCUUCCUUUUCCGUGAUGGCAUGAUAUCAUUUGUGAAAGACAGAGAAGGUUUACCGGCAAUAGUGCCACUUGAUGAAGCAACCAAGCCACCAAAACCAUCUGAAAUGACUUCGUUUACAUCGAGCUUAGGUCACGAUCUUAUUGAAAAGUACAUACAAAAAUACAACAUUCGCAAACCAGUGUUGAAUAUUCCACGUGAAAACUAAACGAUUCUAUUUACUCGUCAAAUGAACAACCAUAAUAAUCAUACAUAUGUUAAGCACUUGUUAAAAAUAAAAUUUUAUUACAACUUUAUAAGAAAAA
Contarinia nasturtii (swede midge) is the source of this 1168-nucleotide messenger RNA. RefSeq names its product EP300-interacting inhibitor of differentiation 3 (gene Nse4). Bases 169 to 1071 code for a protein of 300 amino acids. The record is from RefSeq and is a predicted model, not a curated record. Lineage: Eukaryota; Metazoa; Arthropoda; Insecta; Diptera; Cecidomyiidae. The transcript is spliced from 5 exons. Gene Ontology annotation, cellular component: Smc5-Smc6 complex; nucleus. Gene Ontology annotation, biological process: DNA repair.